This is a messenger RNA of Hordeum vulgare subsp. vulgare (domesticated barley), 1909 nucleotides long. RefSeq names its product GDSL esterase/lipase At2g04570-like. The coding region runs from base 714 to 1796 and encodes 360 amino acids. Gene Ontology annotation, molecular function: hydrolase activity, acting on ester bonds. The transcript is spliced from 2 exons. The record is from RefSeq and is a predicted model, not a curated record. Lineage: Eukaryota; Viridiplantae; Streptophyta; Magnoliopsida; Poales; Poaceae.
UAUUUUCACUAGACGUCUUGUGCACCUGGCUGAAGGGAAUACUACGGAUUUACAGCAAUUACUAGUGUCUCUCCUCGAGUAAGUGAUUCUUUUUUUUCUUUUUUUUUUGCGGAAGCCUCGAGUAAGUGAUUCUACGGUGCAUCUACGCUGUAACCACGGAAUACACGGGAGCGUGUACGUAGUAGUACUGGUACUCGUACGUCAAAAGAAUUGAGAUCUUGGAAGCAAAUGAGAAUGGGAGGCCACAAAUAUGUACUAGUAGUAGUACUGCGAUUUUACAUCAGCCGCUCCUGGUCGCGCGCACUUUUCCAUGAAGGCAAGGCACAGAGGAACGAACGACCGAUUUAAAUGCAGUCCGAAUUUUAAAAAUUUGCUUUGAGAAAAGGUCCGAAUUAAUUAAGCGCCUCACAUGCAGCUGAACCUAUCGAGCUCCUCAAGGCCUGAAAACAGCCCAUCGCUCUCGGGGGCGUUGCCAAAUGUGGCGUGGCAUCGUGCGGAUACACCACGCAACCACAGUCUCAGUGCCACUACUAUAUAUGCCCGCGAUACGUACAGGUACAGCAGUCAGGAGUAGGAGUACGUAGCUCCUUGGUUCGGCGCCUUAAUCUCGUCUCGUGACACAGACAACCAGCCUCUUUCACCAAACGCUCGCAGCAAGACAGAUCGUUGGUUCGUUCCCAACGAGAUUGAUCGGCCUAUCUAGCUAGCUAUCAAUGUCGUCACUCCACAGGUACCUGCCGUGCCUGAUCCUCCUGGUGCUGGGCGGCGGCGGCGGCGGUGGGGGCGGGCCGACGGCGGUGGCGGCUGCCGGUAAGGUGCCGGCGAUCAUCGUGUUCGGCGACUCGUCGGUGGACACGGGCAACAACAACUUCAUCCCGACCAUCGCGCGGAGCAACUUCUGGCCGUACGGGCGAGACUUCGCGGACGGCCACCCCACGGGCCGCUUCUCCAACGGCCGCCUCGCCACCGACUUCAUCUCCGAGGCCUUCGGCUUGCCGGCCUCCAUCCCGGCCUACCUCGACACCACCCUCACCAUCGACGACCUCGCCGCGGGCGUCUCCUUCGCGUCCGCCUCCACGGGCCUCGACAACGCCACCGCCGGCAUCCUGUCCGUGAUCACCAUGGCCGAGCAGCUCGACUACUUCAAGGAGUACAAGCAGCGGCUGAAGCUGGCCAAGGGCGACGCGCGCGGCGAGGAGAUCAUCCGCGAGGCGCUCUACAUCUGGAGCAUCGGCACCAACGACUUCAUCGAGAACUACUACAACCUGCCGGAGCGCCGGAUGCAGUACACGGCGGCGGAGUACCAGGCGUACCUGCUGGGACUCGCCGAGGCGUCCAUCCGCGCCGUGCACGCGCUCGGCGGCAGGAAGAUGGACUUCACGGGGCUCACGCCCAUGGGCUGCCUCCCCGCCGAGCGCAUGGGCAACCGCGGCGACCCGGGGCAGUGCAACGAGGAGUACAAUGCCGUAGCCCGGAGCUUCAACACCAAGCUGCAGCAGGCCGUCGUCCCCAAGCUCAACAAGGAGCUCCCCGGCCUCCACCUCGUCUACGCCGACACCUACGACGUCCUCGACGUCGUCGUCAGGAAGCCCGCCGACUACGGUUUUGAGAACGCAGAGCGAGGGUGCUGCGGGACGGGGAUGUUCGAGGCCGGCUACUUCUGCAGCCUGAGCACCUCGCUGCUAUGCAGGAACGCCAACAAGUACGUCUUCUUCGACGCCAUCCACCCCACGGAGAGGAUGUACAGUAUCCUCGCCGAUAAAGUCAUGAACACCACGCUUCAUGUAUUUCUCUGAAUUUCACUUCAAUUUUCUCGAUUGAGGAGACAGUAUGUGGAGGGAUGACUGUACUAUUCUGUAUAUGUUGUGUGUGUUAUCUUCUAUGAAAAUGAGACAUCAUCUUACACUCA